AUGUUGCUAUCAGCAUUUGCUCUCAUUAUUCCGGUUCUGAGCUUACUCGUUUGGGGUCUAUCUCUGGACGAGGUCAGGCUUGAACUCGGACCUCAGCUAUCCAAUUCCGCUUGGAUCUCUGGGAAUGAACAAGAAUUUGCGAGGUGGAGUGAGUAUUACGCCUCGACUCCUGGAGUCGUCGUCAGCGUAGCUAGUGAGGAGGAUGUGGCUGUGACGGUGCAAUAUUGCAUUAAAUAUGAUAUCCAGUUUUUUGCCCAGUCAGGAGCUCACGGAUUUACUACUACAUUGGAUGUGCCUCCUGAUGGAAUACUCAUCAACCUCAGACAACUAAACUCCAUCACUUUCAACGAGGACAAGACAGAAGUGACGCUGGGUGGUGGUGUUCUGAUUUCUGAGGUUAUUGAGGCUGCUGCUUCAAAAAAUACCCUCGUCGCAACUGGAAACUGUAACUGUGUUGGCGCGAUUGGCGCUAUUAUAGGUGGCGGAUACGGCAACCUGAUGGGUAUAUAUGGAUAUGGUGUUGACAACAUUCUAUCACUCGACGUCGUUUCUGGAAAUGGUGCCCUACAAACAGUUACGGAUGGUGAUGACCUUUUUUGGGCUGUCCGUGGUGCCGGUCCUAACUUUGGUAUUAUCACCUCUGUGGUAAUGAAAGCAUACCCCGUGGAACCCACUGGUCUAUAUGCCUGGUUGGGUGCUCUCACCUUUAUAGGGGAUAAGAUCGAGGCGGUUACUAAGGCUAUCAGCGAGCUUACAUUGAAACCAGAGAUGAACGUUCUAGUGUACUUCCUAGAUGCCCGUGCUCCUUCUAAAUCACCUACCAUAGUAGUGACUCCGUUUUACUAUGGAUCUGAGGCUGAAGGAAGAGCUGCUUUCGCAUCUUUACUCGAUAUUGGUCCUACACUUGAUACAACAGCCAGCACCCAUUAUACACACUGGAACGACGGAUCUGAGAGUUCCUGCAUCAAAGGCGCCCGUAAACCAUCCUACUGCGCUGGUCUCGCCAAAAUAACCCCUGAAACAUGGAAGCAAGCCUGGGAUGAAUAUGUCACUUGGGUUUCAUCAAAUGAUGGCCAGGCCCGCAAUAGCACUGUUAUUCUCGAAGCAUAUUCUAUGGACAAAGUUCACUCGUUCUCGAUAAAUUCAUCUUCAGUACCUUGGAGGGGUCAGAUCAAAUUUAACGCCCUUGUGGUUCCUUGGUACAUGGAUAAGAGCCUGGAUCCUGCUGCUGAAUCCUAUGGCUUGUUGUCUCGCAACUUGAUUUUAUCAACCAGUGGUCUUAACCCCCCAGCCACGUAUGUUAACUUUGCUUUUGGCGACGAAGAACCCUCAGAGAUAUACGGCCAUCAACUCCCUAGGUUACAGAGGCUUAAGGCUAAGUAUGACCCAAACAACAUCUUCGACCAGUCGUUUCACAUUGAGCCUAAGCAUUGA
Messenger RNA from Nannizzia gypsea CBS 118893, 1434 nucleotides. Its product is annotated as FAD binding domain-containing protein. The transcript has 3 exons. The record is from RefSeq and is a predicted model, not a curated record. Gene Ontology annotation, molecular function: FAD binding; oxidoreductase activity. Bases 1 to 1434 code for a protein of 477 amino acids. NCBI's taxonomy places the organism in Eukaryota, Fungi, Ascomycota, Eurotiomycetes, Onygenales, Arthrodermataceae.